Molecule: messenger RNA, 1113 nt
Organism: Ornithodoros turicata
Lineage: Eukaryota; Metazoa; Arthropoda; Arachnida; Ixodida; Argasidae
Product: testis-specific serine/threonine-protein kinase 1-like
Exons: 4
Coding region: 143-1009 (288 amino acids)
Biological process (GO): intracellular signal transduction; protein phosphorylation
Cellular component (GO): cytoplasm
Molecular function (GO): ATP binding; protein serine/threonine kinase activity
Source: RefSeq, a predicted model, not a curated record
GCGCUGGGCGGCAACAAUGCCCAGCCUGUGUCAUCUGCCUAGCUGCUUCGAACACUACACGGCAGUGGGCUUCGCCGAUGGUCGGUGUCUCCGUGGCCUCUCGCUCGUGAAUCCCGGCCAAGCGCAAAAGUCUUGAAGCAUAAUGAGCAACGGGAACCGGGAGCUGCCGACGCGCACCGUGUCCUCCGCCCAGUGCCUCAUCCGCGAAGGUUACACGGUGGGCAGGACCAUUGGCGAGGGAUCCUACUGCAAAGUCAGGGAGAUCAGCAAGGGCCAAGAACGGUAUGCGGUGAAAAUCAUCGCCAAGAAUCAGACGUCCUCGGACUUCGUAAAUCGGUUCCUUCCACGGGAGCUGGACAUCCUCCCACGGAUUGAGCAUCCCAACAUCGUCAAAGUGUAUCGCAUUCUACAGGUACGCGAAAAAGUAUUCAUCAUCAUGGAGCUCGCAGAGCAUGGAGACCUCCUCGACCACAUUCGCAACCACGGGCGCAUCGGAGAAGACCGAGCGCGGCGCUAUUUCGGCCAGCUUGCGAGUGCGCUCAACUACCUACACGGCAAGAACAUUGCUCACCGGGACCUCAAGUGCGAGAACGUCCUUCUAAAAGACGAAAACACGGUCAAGCUCACGGACUUUGGCUUCAGUCGAUUCUGCCACGACUUAAGCGGUAAGCGGGUGCUCAGCUCGACGUACUGCGGAAGCGCCGCAUACGCGUCUCCAGAGGUCCUUCAGGGCAUCCCGUACAACCCCAAGAUGUACGACGUCUGGUCCCUGGGUUGCAUCCUCUUCAUCAUGGUCACCGGGACGAUGCCCUUCGACGACACCAACAUCAAGACCCAAAUCCGGCUUCAGAUGCACCGUGACGUUCGCUUUCCUUCAAACUACUCCAUCAGCUCUUCGUGCAAGAGUCUCAUUCGGCACAUGCUCGAGCCGGACAUCGUGAAGCGUGCCACGCUGAAGCAGGUCCUACGGCACCCCUGGCUUGAAGAAGGGGUGGCCGUGGCCUCGUGAGCUAACGGACGCAUAAAUAUGUACAGAGCAAAAUUCGGGAGGGGCCACAACCGAGGAGACGACCGCAACGAAAUAAAGAAUCGCGAAGCCCACUCGCAAAUGGA